This is a messenger RNA of Mercurialis annua (annual mercury), 2400 nucleotides long. Its product is annotated as zinc finger BED domain-containing protein RICESLEEPER 2-like. Gene Ontology annotation, molecular function: protein dimerization activity; DNA binding. Lineage: Eukaryota; Viridiplantae; Streptophyta; Magnoliopsida; Malpighiales; Euphorbiaceae. The record is from RefSeq and is a predicted model, not a curated record. The transcript has 6 exons. The coding region runs from base 1 to 2400 and encodes 799 amino acids.
AUGGAGGCUUGGUGGAAGCCCUUGAUUAACCACGUUCAUGUAUUAACUAACUUAUUAUGUUUGUGCUAUGGAUUCUGCACUGGAAGAAGAUUCAUAUACUCUAUGUCUGACUCUGAGGUUGAGCAUGUUGUUGCUCUGGGUGCUGCUGGUGAUGGACUGCUUCAUUCGUCGCCGCCAUGCCCUGAGCAGGAACAUGCUGCUGUGGGUGAAGGCUCAUCUAAGCCCACUCAGGAGAAGCAAGGAGUGGAUGCAAAUGUGGCUGGAAAUGACCCAGCUACAAAGAAAAGAAAGCAGAUUGUGGUGAGAUCAAAGGUAUGGGAUCAUUUUGAGCGUAUUAUAGAUGAACCAUCUGGGAAAUUGCUUAUGGCUAAGUGUUUAUAUUGUGCUAAAGUGUAUAAUUCUGACACUAAACUAAAUGGCACAUCAACUCUUAGAUCACAUAAUCUUGCAUGCCUUAAAAAUCCACACGCUAAGCAUACUAGGCAGGCUUUGCUUACUCUGCAGCCUGUUAUUAAGUGUGAUGGGGAUGAGGGGAAUGGCAAGUUAGGUACAUGGAAAUUUUCACAACAGGCUAUUAGGGAUGCUGUUGCAUACAUGAAUAUUAUAGAUGAGCUUCCUUUUAGAUUUGUGGAGGGUCCUGGCUUUAGGAGACUGAUGAACAUUGCAUGCCCUAGGUUUGUUAUCCCUUCUAGAUGGACUAUGAACAGAGACUGUUAUCAAUUGUACCUGAAUGAAAGGUUAAAACUGAAAACUUUUUUGAAAAAUGAAAGCCAAAGGGUUUGUAUUACUACUGAUACCUGGACUAGUAUACAAAGGGUCAAUUACAUGUGUGUAACAUGUCAUUGGAUUGAUAAUCAGUGGAAGCUCCAUAAGAGAAUCUUGUCCCUUGUUCAUGUCUGUGGCCACAAAGGUGAUUACAUUAGUAAGACCUUAGAAAACUGUUUGCUUGCUUGGGGUUUGAAAAAUGUUUUUACUAUUACAAUGGAUAAUGCUGGAAAUAACAAUACUGCUAUUGCUGCUUUUAAAAAGAAAAUGCUGUUGUGGGGCACUAAUGUUUCCAAAUGCCAAUAUAUGCAUAUGAGGUGUAUUGCACAUGUUAUCAAUCUUGUAGUGUCUGAUGGAUUGAAAGAUAUGAAUUCUUCUGUCAAAAAAGUAAGAGAUUGCAUUAGAUAUAUCAGGAAUAGUCCAUCCAGGCUUAAACAAUUUAAAGAUCUUGCUAAUGAAGCUAAACUGGGUACUAAGAAAUCUCUUUGCCUUGAUGUGCCUACUAGAUGGAAUUCCACUUAUCUUAUGCUUGAUACUGCAUGUAUUUUUAAGUCUGUGUUUGACUCUUUUGAGGAAGUGAAUGAAGCUUUUAGGAAUGAUAUGGCAGAAAACAUACCUAAUAUUCAUGAUUGGCAAACUGUUAAGAAGUUUUCUACUUGCCUAUCUUAUUUUUAUGUCACUACAUUACGAAUAUCUGGAUCUUUGUAUGUGACAUCAAACUUGCAUUAUUUGGAGGUAUGUGAUUUGUCUAUCAUGUUAGAUGAGAUGACUGCUAGUGAUGAUGUAGAAAUUAAGCAGAUGGGCAUGAGAAUGAGAGAGAAAUUCAACAAGUAUUGGGGUGAUCCUCAUAAGAUGAACAAAUUGAUCUUUUUCUCAUAUAUUUUUGAUCCUACCUCUAAAUUGAAUGAUCUGCUGUUUUCUGUGUCUAGUAUGUUUGGGAAAAAGAAUGGUUCUAUUUUGUUUGAGACUGCGAAAUAUGAGUUAAAUGUCUUGUUUGAUGAGUAUCAAAAUGCCUACUUGAAUGGUUUGUCUGGAGCUGGAAGCUUUCAUUUUAGUUCAACUCAGCCUGAAGAGGGGCCUGUUUCUAGUCAAGUGCCAAUCCUGCCAGUGCCUCAUCCUGCAAAGAGGCAUACCUCUUUGAUGAAGGCUAAAUUUGCUGAACUAAAUAAGGAGCUUGCAGAAACUGGGCCAAGGAAAUCUGAGCUUGAAAUAUAUUUGACAGAGGCAUCUGUUGAGAAUGAUGAUGCCUUUGAUGUAUUGAACUGGUGGAAGCAGAAUGCUGCAAGAUUUCCAAUCCUUUCGAGGAUGGCUCGAGAUAUCCUUGUUGUCCCAAUUUCUACUGUUGCUUCUGAAUCUGCCUUCAGUACCUCUGGCAGAGUGUUGGAUUGUUUUCGGAGUUCUUUAACUCCAAGAAUUGUGGAAACUUUAGUGUGCACUCAGUAUUGGCUCAGAGCAGAAACUAUCCCUCUUGUGGUUGAGGAAAAUCUGGAUGAGCUUGAACCUUUUGAGCAAGACUUGCCAAUCUAUGUGCCUGAUCUGUUUUUGUCCCUUCUGAAGUAUCAUCUUGUCCCUUCUGAAGACUUUAGUCUUGAACUAUUAUUCUGUGUUGUUGCUGCUGCUCCUGUGAAUCUGUGA